Molecule: messenger RNA, 546 nt
Organism: Ostertagia ostertagi
Lineage: Eukaryota; Metazoa; Nematoda; Chromadorea; Rhabditida; Trichostrongylidae
Source: the annotation of a GenBank genome assembly
AUGGACGAACUGAUGCCUUUCAUUGUCUAUUUGAUUUCGGUGUUUUCCCUGCUCGGCAAUUUGAUCUUCAUCAUCAUCUAUUACCGUUGUCCGCUGACAAAAAUAAAGUCGUACAAAUAUUUUUUCCUAUUCACCGCUAUUCACGACAUCAUAUUCACGCUGGUUUUUCUUCUUUCACUGCCGCGAGUUGUCUCCCAGGACUAUAUUUACACAGUGAUUGCGACCGGUGUGCUCAGCCAUCAACCUUUCGGAUCCAUCCUGCUCAUGGCCUUUUGUGUAUCCUUUUUUACGUCGACACUAAUACUGACUAACAGCUUCAUUUAUCGCUAUGUACUUUUGUGCAGAAAUCAGCUUUUUCAUCGUAUUUCUGCUAUGAAGACGGUGGUGGCGGGUUCUAUUAUCAACAGCAUUCUCAUGAUAUACUUCUGUGCAACCGUAUAUGUGAUAGGUCUUCCCAAUCAAGACCUUGAAAAUUUCGUGAAGAAAAACCUCGCAAUUCCUGUGAUCAACAUUAAUGAUAUCGCCUUAAUUGGAUUUUCUGCGAAG